GCCUCUCUCCGGCUCGGGUCCGCCACGCCGGACCGCGCUCCCCGCGCUGCGCUGGGUCGGACGCCAGGACUGCGCGCCGCAGCUGAGCGCCCACUCGCCUUGCGGAGGAAGCCGCGGGGGCGGCGGCGGGAGAGCUCGCGGGGAGCCGAAGGAGGUGGCAGUCGGGAGCCGAACCAAGAGACCGAGAGGCAGAAGCUCAGGGCUCCGAGGCGCGCACUCCCUGGGCCAGCGAUGAGUCCCGGCGCCGCCAGGUCCCUGCUCGGACCGCCGGGCAGAGACUGAAACGUGGACCCCCAUCUUCCGGUGGGCGCCGGGACAGAGGGAGGCACUGACCAGCCUCCGGUGGGACCUCGCCCCCCGCACACCCAGCGCACCGCCCCCCCCCCAGCCGCGCCAGGCAGACCGGCGAGGGAGCGGGGCUGAUUGGCGGCCGGCGGCCAGGGGAGGGGGCGCCGUGCGGGGCCAUGGCAGGCUCCGACGCGUCCUAGCCCCAGCCGGAGCCGGAGCCGAGCCCACGCUGCCGCCCCCGCCGCCUCUCAGCGCCCUGGCCCCAGCCGCCGCCGCGCCGCCCGCGGGAGAUGGAACAGCGGAACCGGCUCGGUGCCCUCGGAUACCUGCCGCCUCUGCUGGUGCACGCCCUGCUGCUCUUCGUGGCCCACGCUACAUUCACUGAAGUCCCCAAAGAUGUGACAGUGCGGGAGGGAGACGACAUCGAAAUGCCCUGCGCGUUCCGGGCCAGCGGAGCCACCUCGUAUUCGCUGGAGAUUCAGUGGUGGUACCUGAAGGAGCCGCCCCGGGAGCUGCCGCACGAGCUGGCUCUCAGCGGGCCCGGCGCCCGGAGCAAGGUGACAAAUAAGGAUGCAACUAAAAUCAGCACCGUGCGUGUCCAGGGCAAUGACAUCUCGCACCGGCUGCGGCUGUCGGCCGUGCGGCCGCAGGACGAGGGCGUGUACGAGUGCCGCGUGGCGGACUACAGCGACGACGACACGCGGGAACACAAGGCCCAGGCGCUGCUGCGCGUCCUCUCGCGCUUCGCGCCGCCCGACGUGCAGGCGGCCGAGGCCGUGUCCCACAUCCAGAGCAGCGGCCCGCGUCGCCACAGCUCGGCCAGCGCCGCCACCGCCCACAACGCGGGCGCCGCGGGCCGCGCCACCGCCCAGCCCGGCCGCGGCGACAAGAGCCUGCCGCCCGCGAGCCCUCCCGCCGCCCCGGGUCCCAGAGUCCCCGAGGCUGCCGCCGCCUCCGCGGCCCACACAGCAGCCACCACCGUAGUCGCCGCUGCGGCUGCUUCGUCAGCGUCGCCGCCACCGGGCCAGGCAGUCCUGCGCCAGAGGCACCGCUCGGGCACCGGCCGCAGCUGCGCGGCAGACCCGCUGCUGCCGCUGCUCCUGCUAGCUCUGCACAGGCCGCUGCGCCGGCUGGCGGGACUGUGACACGCGUGGGCCAGCGCGGCUCAGCCGGCAACGCCUGCCGGACCCAGAGGAGGACGGCGUCGCCAGAUGGGCACAGAGACUGACAGAAGCAUGACGAAGUCCACGUGGAAAAUAAAUAAAUCAUAUUUUUGGAGAAGUUACACAAACGUAGAAGACCUAAAAUAACGCAUCUAGUUUCCAAAUGAGGCGGAGUUUGGGCCAUGCAGUGUGCGUGGGGUCCACGGUUUCUCUACUUCUAUGUAAUUUUCUUUUUUACACUUUUCCUCCAAGUCUUCAUUUUGCACGAACUGUUGAGAGGUUAUCUUUAGGGUAAUAUUUAAAAACGUUGGGUCAAAGCAUUUCUGACAAAACAAACUAUUUUUCGUAGAUUAUUAUGUUUAGGAUUUUUUUUUAAUUUACUUUUCUCUUUGGGGGCUUUUGUUUUUUAUUAAAUUAUUUCUUUUGCAACAUUUUGAUUAAAAAAAGAUACAUCUUAUAAUUAAAAUUAACUGUCAAUAAUAUUUAUUUUUAAAUAAAGAUUGGAAACAAGGUCAGACACUUGUUUAUAAACUGUAUUGUAUAUUGCUGAAUAACAGUUGAAUAAAAAACAACUUUGCAGUAA
Molecule: messenger RNA, 2034 nt
Organism: Lemur catta (Ring-tailed lemur)
Lineage: Eukaryota; Metazoa; Chordata; Mammalia; Primates; Lemuridae
Gene: VSTM2B
Product: V-set and transmembrane domain containing 2B
Exons: 5
Coding region: 579-1433 (284 amino acids)
Source: RefSeq, a predicted model, not a curated record